GACGGGCAGAAGAACUAGCAACUCAUGAAUGCUGUGUGAGAUGAGGGUGUGUAUUCAGCAGUCACUUGGCACCGGCUACCCGCGCUGCCUUCUGCCAAAGUGGCACGGGGCGUUCCGAUCAUCUCAUCCUCCAUUCUCGCCUGUAUGUCGACCAACACUGCAAUCCCAACGCCAUCCAAGCAUCACUAGAAGAGCUGCGAUGUCCUCGUCACCCUUGUUGGGAACAACACUGCCCAUGGCGGCACGUUCGUUUCCGACAUCUGGAUUUGAACAACUGGACCCGACAGAUCCCAUCGAAGAAGAACUUCUCCCAGGGUACAAGCCUGAGCAGUUCUACCCAGCAAACAUUGGGGAAGUCUUCAACGGCAGAUACCAAGCACUCUGCAAGAUUGGCUAUGGAACAACCUCGACUGUAUGGCUUGCUCGUGACCUCCAGACUUCAGAGGGCCCUUCUGCAUAUGUUUCCCUCAAGAUAUACACAAAUGGCUAUGUCAGAGGUGAUGAGCUUGCAGUAUUACAGCACAUCAACACUGUCUCUGCUGAGACAACACAUCCAGGCCAUCAGGAUAUCCGCAAAUUGCUUGCCUCAUUCGAGAUCAAAGGACCACAUGGCGUGCACAUGUGCCUUGUACAGCAGGCUCUGGGAAUGAGCCUCCAUGGGCUUUUACAAUUUAUCCCCACAAGAUCUCUGAGUUUGGAGUUAUUGAAGCCGUUUCUUCGACAGUGUCUGUUUGGUUUGGAUUUUCUGCAUACAACAGCGGGAAUAAUACACACAGACCUCCAGCCAAAGAAUCUCCUUUUCCCAGUGGAUAGCCCGUUGAUAUUUAGCGACUUGGAGGAGGAUGAAAUCAAGAACCCUUCCGCCCGGAAAGUGCUUAGCGACCGGGUCAUCUACCAGACCAAAGAACUCCCUCGUCCACGUCGGGGCUUCCCUCUCAUUUGUGACUUUGGAGAGGCGAGAUUUAUGAACAAGGACGGACAUCCCCAUACCGACGACAUUAUGCCCGAUUUACUCAGGCCUCCGGAAGUGGUUAUGCGUAUGGCCUGGGAUGAGAAGGUUGAUAUUUGGAGCAUUGCGCCGUUGACCUGGCAUCUCGUUUCUCCUCGCCCUCUCUUCGACCGUCGUAACCCUGAGACCGGAGAACCUGAUGAUAGGUUCAUGAUUGCACACCUUGGGGCACUUCUGGGUCCGCCACCCCCGGAAUUCAGACGCAGAAGCGCUGUAUGUCAGAGUUUCUGGGAUGAGAAUGGAAAAUGGACGGACGCAGUCCCAAUGCCUGAGCUUACACUUGAAGACCUAAGCACGGGUAUCAUAGGGGAGAACAAGGCUGGCUAUUUACAGUUCCUACGCAGGAUACUUCGGUGGCUUCCUGAGGAGCGGCCAACCGUUAGAGAACUCAUUGUUGACCCGUGGCUAAUGGAAGGCCUUGGGGGGAAGAAGGCAGCGGGGGGUUGAUUGCCAUUUAGGCAGGCCAAACCCAAGAUUCAAGAGGGCGGAAGAAGUUCCAAGUUGCUGGAUAUACCCGGCUCCGUUUUGUGCACGUGCCAUGGAUGGUGGAAUUUAUUACACCAGACAUUUGAACACCUGGCAUUCUUAUAUUAUAACGGCUAAGGAGCUAAUCUGCAUCAAACAGAUCUUCUUCUUCUCCAGAGCUCUCUUCUAUCUCUGAGAUCUCUUAUAAUCAAGAAGCAACUUCUGAUGUACAGUUAAUGCAAGCUCUCAAACAAAUUGUCAAUACUAAUUCUCUUAAGUCUUAACUUAUCUCUCUUGAGUUACAACAAACUCUGGAGAUGCCUGAAAUACAGUCAUGAGCUCCUGCAUGCAAUGAAGAAAACAGCAGAUCUAGAUUCUGCUUAUAUUCUUUACAGCAAACAUACAUGAAAGCUCUCUAAUAAUGAAAGCUCUGGUACUGAUGCCAGGCUCUCAAGACAAGAGAUCAAAGAUGAAAAGAAUGGGAUAACAAGAUGUCUGUAAGAGAAAUAUCUGGAUGAUCUUUAAGACUCUAAGUUUAACAUUAAACAGAUUAUAAAGGCCUUUAAUAAGAAAGACUACUCUGAAUGAAAAGUGGAGCAGUCUGAAAUACAAAGAAUUUCUAGCUUUAUAACUAUCUCUUUGAUCUCCAAGUUGUAAUGAUUGAAUAGAAUUGGUACAGAGUACUGGAAUUUUGCAAUUUUGACAGAGAUGAAUAUGUCAGCAUUCUCAAACAAGAUUCUGAGUACUUCUGUUAUGAAUGUAGACCUAGACCAACCAAGCAUCAGACAACAUCAGAUGUUCAGAGGAACU
Molecule: messenger RNA, 2284 nt
Organism: Coccidioides immitis RS
Lineage: Eukaryota; Fungi; Ascomycota; Eurotiomycetes; Onygenales; Onygenaceae
Product: CMGC/SRPK protein kinase
Exons: 5
Coding region: 29-1456 (475 amino acids)
Biological process (GO): regulation of mRNA processing; spliceosomal complex assembly; protein phosphorylation
Molecular function (GO): ATP binding; protein kinase activity
Source: RefSeq, a predicted model, not a curated record